UCCUCUCCACCACAACACACCAAAGCCUACAACUCGUUUUCCCCUCAAAUGGCAUCCCCAAUAAAAACAGUGGUUGUUCUUGUUCAAGAAAAUCGAUCUUUUGAUCACAUGCUUGGAUGGAUGAAAUCCAUGAACCCAGAAAUUGAUGGCGUCACCGGAAAAGAAUCCAACCUUUUGUCCACCACCAACCACCAUUCCCAACGCCUCUACCACACCAAUAAGGCCGGGUUCAUCCAACCUGACCCUGGUCACUCUUUCGAAGCUACAUAUGAACAAAUCUUUGGUGUUGAAUGGUCCGAAUCAUCAACUCCUGGUCUAACCCCGACAAUGGAUGGGUUCGCUCAACAAGCUGAAAAGGUCCAACAAGGCUUGUCCGAAGUGGUCAUGAGUGGGUUCGACCCAGAAUCCUUACCUGUUUACAAAGAGCUGGUUUCAGAGUUCGCUGUUUGUGACAGGUGGUUUUCAUCGAUUCCCACUUUGACACAACCUAACAGAUUGUAUGUUCACUCUGCAACGUCAUAUGGUGCGACUACAAAUGACACGGAGAUGAUGAUCAAAGGGUACCCACAAAAGACCAUAUUUGAGUCUGUGGAGGAUGGUGGUCAUUCUUUCGGAAUUUACUAUCAGUUACCCCCGUCAACUCUGUUUUACAGAAACUUAAGAAAACUGAAAUACAUAGACAACUUCCAUCAAUUUGAUCUACACUUCAAGCGACAUUGCAAGGAAGGAAAGCUACCAAAUUAUGUCGUUGUUGAACAAAGGUAUUUUGGGAUCAAAGGUUCGCCUGGAAACGAUGAUCACCCAUCACAUGACGUGUCCGAUGGUCAAAAGUUUGUGAAAGAAGUCUACGAAGCUUUGAGAUCAAGCCCACAAUGGAACGAAAUCUUAUUUGUAAUUGUGUACGAUGAACAUGGAGGUUUUUAUGAUCAUGUUCCAACACCAAAUGUAGGGAUUCCAAAUCCUGAUGGUUUGAUCGGCCCUUCACCUUAUAAUUUCCAGUUUGAUCGACUUGGUGUUAGGGUUCCAGCCAUUCUUGUUUCUCCAUGGAUAGAACGUGGGACAGUGUUACAUAAGCCAACAGGGCCAUAUCCUACGUCGGAGUUUGAACAUUCAUCUAUUCCGGCAACUGUUAAAAAGAUUUUUGGUCUGAAAUCACAUCUAACGAAAAGGGACGAGUGGGCGGGUACUUUUGAAGGUGUUGCACGCAGAACUACCCCAAGAACCGAUUGUCCAGUUACUUUGCCGGAGCCCAUGAAAAUGCGAGAGUUUGAGCCAGAUGAAAACGAAAAACUUAGCGAGUUUCAACAAGAGUUGGUCCAACUAGGUGCUGUUUUAAAUGGAGACCAUAAACGAGACAUAUUUCCUAGCAAAUUAGUCGAGAACAUGACUGUAACAGAAGGUGCAAAGUAUCUGGAAGAUGCAUACAAGAAGUUCUGCGAGGAUUGUGAACGAGCCAAAAGAGAUGGUAAAGAUGAGUCUCACAUCGUUUGUUUAGAGGAGGAACCAACUCCUGAAUCUCCAAAGAAAUCAUCGAGGUCAUUUUCUCAAAAGUUGUUUUCGUGUUUAGUUUGUGAACACUAGUGAUGUUAAUAAUGUAUAUUUUGCUUUGUUUCUUAUUGUUUGAAUAUAAUUUUUAAUCAUGUGACGCACGUAUUUGUUUAUAUUUGCCACUAAUAAAAACAUACCUUUUGUUU
Messenger RNA from Lactuca virosa, 1694 nucleotides. The record is from the annotation of a GenBank genome assembly. NCBI's taxonomy places the organism in Eukaryota, Viridiplantae, Streptophyta, Magnoliopsida, Asterales, Asteraceae.